AUGGCCACCGUCUCGCCCACCCCGGCGGCCGCCGGCCCCGUUCGAAGGGCGUCGCAGCGACAGCAGACCUUGAGGCGCCUACCUUCGCGGACGAACCUCGCCAGGAGCGGGAACCAGCUUCUCUCCUCCGCCGCCCGCCCCACGCCCUCCAGCAACAACAGCAGCCAGCAGCAGCAAUACCACGACGACAGCUCCGAGGAUGAGAUCCCUGUGCCUAUGAAGCUCAGCGCCCUCACAAAGGCCCUGCUCAACGACGGUGCCCCCGACGCCGUCGACAGGCCGUCCUCGCCCCCGCGGACACGACGCCGUACCAGCCAACUAAGCGCGUCGGGAGCGGCGCCCUCGCACGACCAGCGACACUCGAGGGCCGCCAGCGCCCAGCCUCCCGACGCCAGCAGAGCCUCCAGGCCCCCGAGCAGCGAAGCCAGCCCCGUCAGGAAGCGCGUCGUGCGACUCAGCAACACGCCCCAAAGCCUGGGUCAGAUGCAGCCCUCCAAGAGGCGCUCGACCUCGACGUCUCGCGCCAGUGGUGCGCAGCGUCCGGCGCGCCCGUCGAGCCGCGCUGGUGCCCGGGACACGUCGGCCGACGGGAGGUCCGACUCGCAGCAAGAUCAGCGGCCCGACGUCAACACUCCUGCCCGGGCCGAGCGCGUCGUGCGCAUCGUCUCCGGAUCCUCUGGCAACCGUGGCCGAGUUGCCUCUGCGGCGCCGUCGUCCGGGCGAUCGAACUGGGACCGCUCAGCUGCCGACCGGUCCGCACUCGAGGUCGACUCGGAGCAGCCCGAGCCCCCCGAGACGGUCGGCCGCAACUCCGCCAAUGCCAGCCACGGCAGCGUCUCCCGCUAUCCGUCGACGAGAAGCCGCAGCGACGACAACGCCAACCUACAGAGCUCGAUGCGUGUCAAGCGCGUCGGCAAGAUUCCCGGCAGCUUCCUCAGCGGGCCGGCGCGCCGGGGACGAAGACGGCAGAGCGAGGAGGAUGCCGAGGUCAACGGCGAAGGCGAUCCCAUGAUGCCAAGCCAGGAGCCCGAGCUCCAGCUCGGCGACCAAGCCCCCGACGCGUCCUACUACGCCGACGGUAUUCGCAACUUCAACUCUGGCAGCCCCGUUAGUGGCAACGCCGCUGCCAGAGCCAUUCUACGGAGGUAUGCCUCGGAUGCUGACCUGCACGCGCCAGGGUCUGCCAGGCCGCCGUCCCGGAGCACUCGACCGGAUGGUAGGAACGCGGACGAGAGGCGUGAGCCCCUACGAAUCGGGAUGCCCGCGGCCCUCGACCAAGAGAACCAAGCCCCUGCCAGCUACCGGCGAUCGAAAGCCACGUCCGAGCACGUACUCGACAAGGUUUCGCGGCGACCCUUGAGCGUCGAACUGGGCGCUGCGAAGGCCGCUUCGCCAGAGAGAAAGCCGCUCGCCCCCCUCGCGCACAACACGCCGCGCAGGCCCGCUCCGCCGCCGCCGCCGCCCAAAAUGUCCGUCCUCGAGGCGGCAACGUCGACGGCGGGGGCGGCGGCGACGACGACGCAGGCCAAGCAGCGGCGCAAUGUCCUCCGGGUCAACGGCAAAUGCUACACCAGGCUCGACUGCCUCGGCCGCGGCGGCAGCGCCAAGGUGUACCGCGUCACGGCGGAGAACGGGAACAUGUUUGCGCUCAAGCGCGUGUCUCUGGAGAAUGCCGACGAAACGACCGUCAGGGGCUACAAGGGCGAGAUUGACCUGCUCGGGCGGCUGUCCGGCGUCGAUCGCGUCAUCAAGUUGUUUGACCACGAGAUGAACUCGGACAAGCAGGUGCUUACCUUGCUUAUGGAGAUGGGAGAGCUCGACUUGAACAAGCUCCUGACGUCGCGGCAGAACCCGGAGCAGUCCAAGUUCGACCCCGUGUUUGUACGCUUCUACUGGAAGGAGAUGCUCGAGUGUCUGCAGUCGGUCCAUCAGUAUGACAUUGUGCACUCGGACCUGAAGCCCGCCAACUUUGUGCUGACGGACGAGACGGUCAAUGUCCAUCGCGAGACGCAGAUUGGCACGCCCAACUACAUGUCGCCCGAGUCGCUCAUGGACGCCAACAACCCCCGCGGCGGACGCCUGCCGGGCCGGCCCAAGCUUAUGAAGCUGGGGAAGCCCAGCGACGUCUGGUCGCUGGGCUGCAUCCUGUACCAGAUGGUCUACGGCCUGCCGCCCUUUGGCCACAUUGCCAACCAGAUGGCCCGGUGUCAGGCCAUCAUCAACUGGGACCACCACGUCGAGUUCCCGUCGCGCGCCAUGGGCGGCGUGCCGGUGCCACCCUCGCUGCUGCGGACCAUGCGGCGGUGCCUCAACCGCGAGCAGCACAUGCGGCCCACGUGCGACGAGCUCCUGCACGAGACAGACCCCUUUCUCUACCCCGUCGAGCUGGGCGACACGGCGCUGCCCAUCGACGAGGAGCUGCUUGCUAGGAUUAUCCAGAGCGUCGUCACCAGGUGUCGCGAGCGCAUACCCACCGAGGCCGAGAGCAUGAGCGUUUGGCCCCAGGCCUACUGGUCCAGCAUCAGGAAGGCAAUGGCCGGGAGGAUGUGA
Messenger RNA from Hirsutella rhossiliensis, 2550 nucleotides. Its product is annotated as kinase. Gene Ontology annotation, molecular function: protein serine/threonine kinase activity; ATP binding; protein serine/threonine/tyrosine kinase activity. Bases 1 to 2550 code for a protein of 849 amino acids. NCBI's taxonomy places the organism in Eukaryota, Fungi, Ascomycota, Sordariomycetes, Hypocreales, Ophiocordycipitaceae. Gene Ontology annotation, cellular component: nucleus; spindle; kinetochore. The transcript has 3 exons. The record is from RefSeq and is a predicted model, not a curated record. Gene Ontology annotation, biological process: meiotic spindle assembly checkpoint signaling; peptidyl-serine phosphorylation; protein localization to kinetochore.